Messenger RNA from Drosophila melanogaster (fruit fly), 1534 nucleotides. RefSeq lists its product as uncharacterized. Lineage: Eukaryota; Metazoa; Arthropoda; Insecta; Diptera; Drosophilidae. The record is from RefSeq and is marked reviewed. The transcript is spliced from 4 exons. The coding region runs from base 24 to 665 and encodes 213 amino acids.
AACCGUAAACAUAAACAAAAGAAAUGGAGGAGGAGCAACAAUUUACGCCGGAACCGAAAAACUCCGCGCAAAAAGGCGCAGAAAAGCCUGCAAGGAUUCCGAGAGAGGUGAAAGUUAAGCUGCAAAGGCAACUAAACAGACUGGGCUACUCACAGCAAAUCCUGCUCGAAGCAGCCAAGCAGCAAAAUCAAAAUAAUUCGAAUGGCAUUCUCCAGUAUGUGGCCGACAUGAUUGGCAAGGGCGAGGAAAUGGUGAAAAACUGCGACUCCGUUAGCUUAAACAACAUUAACCAGUGGCUGGAGCUCAUGAAAAGUUCGCAACUCGCUGAACUCUGCGAAUUCGAAGCAGCCGUCGUUGUGAACUCCAUAAUCCAAAAUGAGACAAAGCCAUCGCCAACGGAACUGAACGGCAUUGACUUGAAUGAGGCCUACAAGUUUCUGGAAAACGCUUUGAUGGGCCAGCCGCAAAAGAAGAUGAGCGAUGCGACCAAAGAAUUUUUGUCCAAGGAAAUUGAGCUGCUCAUAGAGAAGGCAAACACCGACGAAUCCGACGAUGUGGCACGCAGCAUGGGGCAGCGUUUAUUUGACCACCAGUUUUUGGAUUACAUGGAACAGCGGCAAAAGUGCAGUUUGGAUCCACUAUUCCUGGACGAGAAGCUAACGUAGAGGCUGUUAUUGAGUAAUUGAGGAAUUUAGCACACAGAGCAUUUAUUCAUUUCCACACAUUUAUUAAACAUUUAAAUUCAAUUGUUUGUUACAUACGUACAUUGUCACACGCAUUUGCACCGCUCCAUUAUCAUCAAUCAAAUCAUCGGAUCCCACGUUUAUACAUUAUUAGUAUUACUAUGCCAAAUGCCCCAACCUUUGUACGUAUUAAUAUUUGAUAAUUACACUCUUAAUUAAGUACUUGACUAUAAACAGUUUUAGCACAUUUAAAAUCUAGAAUUCCUUUAGUUGUACACAAUUACUUCGAGUAGUGUAAGAAAAAGUUGUGGGUCUUUGGCCUUUGGAUUCUCUCAAUUGCAUAACAUUUAUUGUGCAUGAUUGUUUUCAAUUGUUGGGGCUGCCAAUUAGCAUUGCAUAGACUAGUGUAGAGAUAGGUAGUUUAGUUUUAGGUUUUGCUACGAUUAGCUUUGUUUUAAACUUUAAGAGGCAUAAAAACAGUUGAGUGCUGCUUGACUCCCAUAGCAUCACAAUAGAAUCACAAGAGACAGAGUUGGCUUCAUUUCAAUUCAAUUCAUUAGAGGAUCUAGGAUGGUACACUUACGAUAACAUAACGUACAUACGAUCAGAAUUACAUACAAAUUCGAAUACAAAUAUAAUACCCUUUUGUUUUAGGCGCAGUUACUAGCACUAAAACGAUCUUCACACAAUCAAAUGCAAUUCAAUAAUGUACAUAAUAUAACUCUUAAAUGUUCAGUCCAGUUUGAGCUUUUGGUUUUCCCCUUUUUCUUUGAUUUAGAUUUUGUUUUUAAUUUUUUCAUUUUUAAAUUUUUUUUUUUGUUUCUUGUGUUUAGGUUUCUGUCUUGUCGCGU